AUGUUAACAGCUCCACCGGUGAUUACAGAGUCAUUAAGAGAUCAAACAGUGGUUGAAGGUGAGCCUGUUGAAUUUCGUUUGAAAGUUUCGGGCAAUCCACCACCUACCAUCAAAUGGUACCUCAAUGGAAAGGAAAUCCCAAGCCAGCCACAACCAUCUCAAACGUCGCCGUCGUCGGGACCCUUGCACACGUGCACGUUAACAGUUCUGAACUGCAGCACGCAGGACAUCGGUCACUACACGUGCUGUGCUCUCAACGUUACAGGCAGAGAUGUGUGCAGUGCUGAGUUGUUCAUCAAGGGAGCCACUGAUCGUGACGAGACAGAAGCCGGUGUGGCGGAAGUUUAUGUGGAACCAUUAUUUGGAAAGUUGCCAUCAUCUUCGUCAUCGUCAUCUCCUCUGCGGUCUGGCAGUGUUGACGAUCCUGUGCUGGCACUUGUCGGAGAAACAGCCAGACUGGAUUGCAAGAUAUCUGGCCAUCCAGUUCCAGACCUGACGUGGUACAAGGACGGCAGAGAGCUUAUAAGGGGCGGUCGCUAUCUGAUGUCAGUCAAUCAAGAAGGAGUCCAUUCGCUCAUCAUUAAGUUGGCGAAGAUCUCAGAUUCUGGAGUUUACACUUGCAGGGCAAGCAACAGGGCUGGUCAGGCAACAAAAGAUAUUUUCUUGAAUGUUGAAGGUAAUCAAAGACGAUCAUGUCCUCUUUUUGUAGAAAAAUUGAGAGAUGUUGAAGUGAAUGAUGGUGAUCCAGUUGAAAUGAAAUGUACCGUCGCUGGUUAUCCGGCGCCUGUUGUAUCUUGGCUGAGAAAUGGGAAAGACAUUAGUUUAUGCAAAGAUUAUAUUGUUAAAUAUGAUCUAAGAUCAGGCGUUUGCCAGUUAUCGAUAAAAGACUGCAUGCCAGACGAUAGUGGUGCAUUUGUUUGCAUUGCUAGAAAUUCUCACGGG
Messenger RNA from Helobdella robusta, 942 nucleotides. RefSeq lists its product as hypothetical. Gene Ontology annotation, cellular component: neuronal cell body; axon; plasma membrane. The record is from RefSeq and is a predicted model, not a curated record. Gene Ontology annotation, biological process: synapse organization; homophilic cell-cell adhesion. The transcript is spliced from 5 exons. Gene Ontology annotation, molecular function: axon guidance receptor activity. NCBI's taxonomy places the organism in Eukaryota, Metazoa, Annelida, Clitellata, Rhynchobdellida, Glossiphoniidae. The annotation marks the transcript as partial.